GAACCGCCAUCAGUCGUCUCGUGCACGUAUCCGGCAAAAGCUAUCCAUUCAUUAUGCUGUCUCCCUCGCCGAUAGAAAGCAACUCUGACAAAAGUCCCAAUUUGUGCGACAGUUCAUCCAGCGGACGGGACUUGAUUCCGGUCGGCCUGGAGACUCUUUGAUGGCCAGGGAGGGACCGAUCCGAUUGCGCAGACGGCACCGAUGGUUCCCCCGUGGGGAAGCUGGCCUCGUCGACCUCUCCUGAAGUGGGUUAUGUUUCAUAUACAGAUUCACCCCAAAGAAGGGUUGCAAACAAAAAGUCAACUCUCGCACACCAAUUGAUUUCUAUUCAUUCACCCAUCGGAUCUUCUCCCUAAAGCAACCGAGGAAGAAUGGAUAAACGGUUAUCACGACAGGCCUGCAAUCGCUGCCGUGGCCUCAAAUUGCGCUGCGAUCGCAGUGCUGCAGCAAAAGAUUGUCGUCGCUGCCUAGCGGCCAGGGCGACGUGUGUCUUCAAUCCGUCAACUCGUGGGCGUCAACUUAUUGGCGGCAAGCCAUCACUCUCUACGUGUCCGACUCGCAAAGAGCUGGAACCUUGCAACUCUACUGAGGACGUAUCCAUUUCCGAGUCCCUUAUCAAGGGCCCGGAAGUGAGUUCAGACACCUGCAUGGGGGGUCUGCCGCCAUGCUCUCUGUGCCAAAAUGUCCAAGAAUCGAGCUCCUUGAAUACAACCGCAUUGGCCCCAAUUCCGUUGACAGACGUCGCCUUCUCCAACUUUUAUUCGGCCGGGGAAACACUGAGCAAGAACAACAGAACUGAGAUGGGCUUUCCCAUGAAUCCUCCCUCGCCACAAUUCGCCGACAGCAAUGUGGUGACACCCAUGCCAGACCCGCAGACCCAUUUCCAGGUCCAGUUCAUGAAGGAUCUCCUAGCGCUGGAUAUAGAAUUGAUCCAGCAUACUUCCACCUUGAUCGUUCUGACGGAAGACGGCCCCUCGAAAGCCUUCGUGGAUAGAACAUUGAUCAUCGCACAGCAAAUGUUGAAGAUCUUACAUUGGGUGGAGUGUUGGGCAUCGCAUGCCAGCUAUCCGCAAACCUGGUGUCUGUAUCUACCCGAGCCAUUGAUACCUUCAGGAUCGGGGCAGCUAGAGAAGCCUAUCGAUCAGGCAUCGGCAAUACAUGUCCUGUCUACAUAUCUCCGCCUUCUCGAAGUCUAUCAAAAUCUUUUCACGCGGGCGGCCAGCAACUAUAACCCGGUCGUUGCAAACGGCCUGCCGAAUCUCUUUCCCUCAUUUCAUAUUCAGGAGUGUACUGUCGAUAGACUUGGUAUGCAAUCAGGGCUGUCACUUCAGUCGACUAUGUCAUUGUUGGACCGGCUCAGCCACACGGUGCAGCUGCUGGCGAUGCCCUUCAUCGAGGCGAACGUAGUAAAAGCCAUGUUGGCAACAGCCCGAGAGCAUGAGCUUCAAAUGAUGCAGAAUUUUUCUCAGCUGCAGACGAUAGUGUAUGACAAUGGGCUCUAAUUAUUUCGUGGAUCCAAUUCAAUAAUUUCAAUCGUUG
This is a messenger RNA of Aspergillus steynii IBT 23096, 1539 nucleotides long. Its product is annotated as Zn(II)2Cys6 transcription factor domain-containing protein. NCBI's taxonomy places the organism in Eukaryota, Fungi, Ascomycota, Eurotiomycetes, Eurotiales, Aspergillaceae. The transcript has a single exon. Gene Ontology annotation, molecular function: DNA-binding transcription factor activity, RNA polymerase II-specific; zinc ion binding. The record is from RefSeq and is a predicted model, not a curated record. Gene Ontology annotation, biological process: regulation of DNA-templated transcription. Bases 372 to 1502 code for a protein of 376 amino acids.